Molecule: messenger RNA, 2859 nt
Organism: Glarea lozoyensis ATCC 20868
Lineage: Eukaryota; Fungi; Ascomycota; Leotiomycetes; Helotiales; Helotiaceae
Product: Ankyrin repeat-containing protein
Exons: 5
Coding region: 1-2859 (952 amino acids)
Molecular function (GO): protein binding
Source: RefSeq, a predicted model, not a curated record
AUGGACCCCCUCUCCCUCUCCACCUCCCUCCUAAGCAUCAUCUCCCUCUCCAUCCAAAUAACCCAAAUCCUUGACCGCUUCGCCCGAGACUGGAAAGACGUCCCGUCCAGCAUCCGCACGUUCGUGGAUGAAACGAAUACGCUGCUCGUUAUCCUCCAGCGGAGCGAGGAAGUAGUGAUAGAUGAUACGGAUGAGGAGUUUAAUGCAAUAUUAUGUGCAUUAAAAAGGGAAUUGUGGAAAUUGCGCGAUGCGUUGAUGAUUAGUCCUGGGUCGUCGGCGAAGAGGGGAUGGACACGCAUCCUGCGCGCCCUACGCGCAGACUCACUACGCCAAUCCAUGACGCUCGUGGGACGGCACUGCGAGCAAGUGAACCAACUCGUGACUCUCAAAACCGCCUCCUCAGUUCGCGCGUCACGGGUCGAGAUACAGAAGCUGGCAACUCAAGUGUGGGAAUGGCAUCUGGAAGCGCAGUUUGUGGAUGUGUUGGCCUGGGUUUCGCGGGUGGGUUUCGAGGAGAGACAUGCGGACUAUUUGGGGCGGUGGUGUGAGGGGACGGGAGGGUGGUUGCUUGAGGAGGAGGGGUGGAUGGAUUGGCGGAAUGGGGUUGGGGUGAGAGAGGAUGGGGGAGUGGUUGGGGGUGUGUUGUGGUUUUAUGGGAUUCCUGGCGCUGGAAAGACUACUAUAACGUAUGAGUCUAUGGCCAUCGAAAAUCUCAAAACCUCAUUCGCCUACGAUGACGUCGCAAUCGCCUACGUCUACUGCGACUACAAGAACCAAUUUGAACAGAACGCCGAGACUCUUUUAGCAAGUUUAGUAAGACAGGUAACAAUUCAGUCAAAAGAAGUGCCCGAGUGUGCCCUGAAAGCAUACCGUAAACAUGCGAAUGGAGCAAAUCCCGCCUCACUAGCGACAUAUGCAGAACUUCUUUCACAGCUGGUGCCGACCUUUCGGAGAUGCUUUCUUGUUGUGGAUGCUCUUGAUGAGUACGUAGCCAGUGAUGAAACGCCGGGCUCAAACAAGUUUCUAGAUGAACUGAUCAAAAUUGCGAAAUGUGAGCCAAGUUGCAGGAUUCUCAUAACCUCUAGAGAGGAUAGCCUUUCACUGUUCAACUAUGUUGAGUCCACUAAGAUUGAGAUCACGGCAAAGUCAGAGGACGUCAGACGGUAUGUUGACGCAAGGAUUCGGGAUAGUCGAUUUCCAUUCUCGAAGCAAGUCAACAAAGACCCGAGUUUUGCAACAGCUAUCAUAGAAACUCUUGCUGAGAGAGCACAUGGGCAAUUCCUGCUUCCAAGCCUUCACAUCAAUCAUCUCGCAGAGCAAAUUAGCGAAAGGAAAUGUAAAGCACAGCUAAAGACACUGCCAAAUAAAAUCAACGAUUUAUACGAAGCCAGUUUCCAACGAGUAAAGAGCGAACAGCCAGCAGGAUGGGCGACUGUGGGUCUUAGAAUUUUAUCUUGGGUACUCCACGCAGUCCGACCACUUCAAGUUGACGAAUUACGCCAUGCACUUGCAAUAGAAGAUGGCGACGAAUGGUUUAGUGAAGAGGGAAUGUUCGAUGGGUCUCUCGUUUUAGGAACUACUAAAGGACUAAUCACGAUACAGAUGGAUGAAAUACAUUUCGUCCAUCAUACCACUAAGGAGUAUUUCAGCUCAAUCGAUAUUGACGCCUUCCCUGGGGCCGAAAAAGACAUGGCGCAGACUUGCAUAAUAUAUUUGAAGCUCAGGGACUUUGAAGUGGCCUGCGAGCAAGACGAGUUGGUGGAACGGUACCAAGAUUAUCCUUUCCUUCGAUAUGCAUGUUUACAUUGGGGACACCACGUGACAAAGAGCAGCGACAGUGAUCUGAAUACGGAGAUCACUAAGCUCCUUAAACCUGACGCGAUACCACUUGGCUCGCUUCAAGUAAUCUCCUCUAAAGUCUUGAAUUUAUUAUGGCCGUCGCGGAUUCCCCACUGGAAACUACCUCAGCUCCAGAUGGCAAUCGUUUGUGAUCUGGAAACUUUGGUUCAAGAAUUGGUAACUACCAGUCCAAGAGAUGUACUGGAUGAAAAGGGGUACAAGCAAGAAACAGCUUUACAUGUUGCCUCUCGUGUGGGCUCCGUAGACACCGUUAAAUUGCUAAUCAAACAUGGAGCAAAUGUCAAUGCCACCAGCUAUAGUGGCAGGACCGCUUUAGAUGUUAUAAUGGGAGGACCUUGGCUGACAACGAACUUGGAGAUUGCCAGAUUAGAGGACGAGGCAAUGAUUGCCAUUGCUACUAGACAAUCGGGUUCCGAGGAGCCUUUUGAUUUAGGAAACCUUGAAUGGAGAGAUCUUUGGCCGUGGAUAGAGGAGAAUCUUCCAGACACAGAAAAUGGAGAGUUUUUGACCCACUUGGCAGCAUGGCAGAGGAACACAUCAUUGGUUUUAGAUGGAGGAUUUGAGAUGGAUAUGCGUGAUGAAGAUGAAGCUACAGUUAAUAUUCUGAUAGAAAAUGGGGUAGAUGUCAACUCACAAGCCAAUUCGGAACAUUCGCCACUACAACUGGCAGCCAUAUAUGGCCGAUCCAAUUUGGUACGGAAAUUCUUGACAGCUGGCGCAGAUUCUUCAUUGACCAAAGAGAUGGGUUGGACUGCGGAAGAGAUGGCAAGCAAACGUGGAUUUCAUGACAUUGCUCAACUCCUGCAAGAAAGUAUGCAGGAAUCAGAACUGAAAAAAUCCAGAAGGAAAGAAGCCGUAGCAGAAUUGAGUACGCCUGCGUCAGCCAAUGUUCAGUGUCGCGAAGGAGACGAAGUGCUCGGCUACUUCAUAGUACAGGGUGAAGGAGAAACGAGGAUAUUUCGGCGGUCACCAUCUCGUAAGAUUACUGCCAGUAGAUAA